This is a messenger RNA of Dinoponera quadriceps, 882 nucleotides long. Its product is annotated as odorant receptor 4-like. The record is from RefSeq and is a predicted model, not a curated record. Gene Ontology annotation, molecular function: odorant binding; olfactory receptor activity. Gene Ontology annotation, biological process: detection of chemical stimulus involved in sensory perception of smell; sensory perception of smell. NCBI's taxonomy places the organism in Eukaryota, Metazoa, Arthropoda, Insecta, Hymenoptera, Formicidae. Bases 1 to 882 code for a protein of 293 amino acids. The transcript has 5 exons. Gene Ontology annotation, cellular component: plasma membrane.
AUGAUGGCGGUCGAUUGGGAAAAGUGUUCCAGCACGGAAUUCAACAUGUUCACGAUGAAGUGCAAAGCGAAGCUAUCGCAGCGGCUCGCUAACUUGACAAUGGCAUUUUACUCGACGGCCGUAAUCUUUUAUAGCAGCGACGUUCUCGUAAACCGCUUGGAUGUCAGCAGAACUUCCAAUACCACUGCACGGCCGCUCAUUCUAAAGAUGGAGAUACCGUUUGAUAGUAACAAAAGAUUUGUAUAUGAGUCGCUUAUAAUUAUGCAAUUCCUUCAGUUGUGGUCGUGCUCCUGUACGAUUGGAACGAUCAAUAUUCUACUUAUAAUUUUGAUACUGCACGUGAGCGGUCAAAUUGAAAUUCUUUGCGAAUGGUUGGUGGAGGUUUAUCCGAUGGAAAGGAGUCGUGACCCGAAUCUCAUUGUGAUAAGGAAAGUAAUUAAGACGCAUCAGAAAAUUAUCACUUUUUCACAGUACAUCGAGGAUCUGUACUCAGGUAUUGCGAUGGCGUUGUUCGUAUCGGACACUCUAAUUAUUUGCUGCUUGGGAUUUAUAAUCGUUGUGUCAGUCGGAACGCUCAGUGCUACAAAAAUUAUAAUAAGCACUUUCUUAUUUUAUAUCGCGAUGAACCUGGAGGCAUUUAUAUUUUGCUUCGCUGGAGAAUAUCUCAGCGCUAAGAGCAAAACCGUUGGAAAUGCCGCAUAUGAUUCCUUCUGGUACGAAUCGAAUUUCAAAGACAGUCGGGUGAUGUUGCUUCUGAUAAUGAGAUCGCAGAAUCAAUUAACCAUCACAAUCGGGAAGGUCAUGAACUUGUCUUUGGAACGAUUUAGCAGUAUUGUAAAGGCCUCAGCUUCCUACAUAUCGGUUCUACUCGCGAUAUACUGA